This is a messenger RNA of Erythranthe guttata (spotted monkey flower), 1331 nucleotides long. RefSeq lists its product as uncharacterized. The record is from RefSeq and is a predicted model, not a curated record. NCBI's taxonomy places the organism in Eukaryota, Viridiplantae, Streptophyta, Magnoliopsida, Lamiales, Phrymaceae.
CAAGAAGGCAUGGAUGAGUGAGAUCGUAUUCAAAAUCCCAACGGCUAAUUUCCGCCGCCUGACUGAAUAGGCUCCAACGGUCAUAUUAUUUCUCCAUUCUUUCCCUAUAAAACAUUUCCUUGUACACAUCAAUUACAUCUUCCAUUGCCUUUUAUUUUAAUUAAUAAUCCCUGUGCCACCGGCGGCGAUCACAGAUCUAGUAUUAUUCCGGCGACCCACUUGAAUUUGUUGGAAUGGAAACCCCAUCAUCGUCCACAAGAAGAGUAACAAGAUCCCAGACCUCCGCUGCUUCUGCCAACGCCAACUUACAAUUCUCAAAGGAAAAAGGGAGGGAGAGAUGUGCUCUGAUAGACAUAACAAACGAUUCGCCGAUUGUUGGUCUUGCAAUUGGGAAUCUGAAGACACCGUCUUCGUCUUCGUGUUCUUCAUAUUCGACAAGAAAAGGAAAAUCAAUAAUUGGGGUGGGUACAACUCCAGGUUCAGGGGAGGCUCUGUUGAGAGGUCAAGUUAAGACCCUUUUGCAGAAAGUUGAAGAAGAGGCUGAGGUGCUCGUUAAUAAUAAAACGCUGCGUCCGCCUUCUUUCUUCAUCAAUCUAAUCAAAUCUCCAAACAAUAAUAAUAAUAAUCAUAUUGUUGGUGCACCAACUCCAGCAAACACACCCCAAAUCUUGGAUGCUUUAUCAUUGCCGCCUUGUCUCACUUCUUCCCCUGUUCAAGAUAACUUUCUCCUUCUCCCACCACAGAAAGAAGAGGGGAUUGAUGAAAGUGAGAAGAAGAACAAUAAUAAUGUGAUAACGAGGUCUCUACUGCUGGAUUUCUCCGAGAAUGAAGGAGGAAAAGGGUGUUCUGAUGAUGAUAAUGAAUCUGUUUGGUCAAUUCAAGUCAAUGCAAGCGAAAACCAACAAGAAGAAGAAGAAGAAGAAUAUUACGAGUAUUAUGAGGAAGAAGAUGGUUUCUGUGGUAAUCUGCUAUCAGUUCUCUGUGAAGGAAUGAGCAAUAUCAGUGUUGUUGAUAGUGAAGGCCCAAAAUUUGAGGGGAAGCACAUUCGUUUUAUUUACAAUAGUGACGAUGAGAUGAUUAUUGAAGCUGAUGAUGAUAAUGAUUCCGUGGUAUCAUCCUCUCAACACAAUUAAUUCAUUUCAUUUGUCAAGUCAGUCUGGUUUGGUUGUCUUCCUUGUGACACCAAACAAACUUUGUAUUUUUUUUUUUUUUUUUUUUUUUUUUAUGUUUUCGGUGCUGCUUUGCUUGCUUCUCUUGUUAUUACAAUCGAAAAUAAUUGUUAAUUGUGUUUCAUUCAUUGCUUUUUGAAUUUGAUGACAAAUUUUCACUCU